AUGGCGCCCAAAGAUGCAGUUGAUAUCUCUUCAUUCUGCACCACGCAGCUCGCGCUCCUAGACGCAGAACUCCAAUCUGAGCUCUCAGAGACCUCAUCACUCAUCACAAACACCUCCCCAGCAUCCCUCCAACGGGCUGGCAUCGCCAUCACGAACCUCGUGCUCUCCUCUCUCCGAACCGGUCUCGGAGGCAAGACGGUCGUCGAGCUGUCCCCGGACUCGGCGACGGCGAGCAAGAAGAGCAAGGAUGGCGAUGGCGAGCUUCCCGAGCACGGGAUCCGCACGGGGGAUAUCGUUGUGGUGAGCGAGCAGCCGGCUGGGAGCGCGAAGAAGAGGGAGGUGCGGGAGAUGGAGGAGAAGGGGGCGAGGGGCGUGAUCACCAAGGUCACGCGGGGGGCUGUCUGGGUGGCGCUUGAUGGAGAGGAGGACGACGUGCCCGGUGCGAAGAGGAUGUGGAUUGUCAAGCUGGCGAACGACGUUACUUACAAACGGCAAACUUUGAACUUGCUGCUGAAGAUGAAGCCCGACGAGUAUUCCGGUUUCGUGCAGGUUCUGUUUGGGCUGGGUAGCCCGUCGCCCGUUUCUGGAGACUUGAGUGGGGGCGAUAGAGGCAGGCUGGAGUGGAUUGAUCCUAGUCUCAACGACUCACAGAAGGACGCUAUUCGUUUUGCUUUGGCUUCGAGAGAGGUUGCUCUUAUUCAUGGUCCUCCCGGGACUGGCAAAACCCAUACAUUGAUUGAGUUGAUAUUGCAAAUGUUGAAGCAGAACUUGCGGGUUCUGGUAUGCGGACCUUCAAACAUCUCAGUUGACAACAUAGUCGAACGUCUGGCUCCGCACAAGAUCCCUAUUGUCCGACUUGGACAUCCAGCGCGACUUUUACCUUCUGUACUCAAUCACUCUCUGGAUGUCCUUACGCAAACUUCGGAGGCUGCUGCGAUUGUCAAGGAUGUCCGAAAGGAGAUGGACACGAAGCAAGCCUCGAUAAAGAAGACGAAAAGUGGUCGAGAGCGUAAGGCGAUCUAUGGCGACUUGAAGGAACUUCGCAAAGAAUUCAGGGAAAGAGAAAGGAAGUGCAUUGGAAGUCUUAUCAAGGGAAGCAAAGUUGUACUUGCAACUUUGCACGGCGCCGGAGGGUUUCAAACGAAGGACGAAGUCUUUGACGUGGUCAUCAUAGACGAGGCGAGUCAGGCUCUGGAGGCACAAUGCUGGGUUCCUCUUCUCAGGGCCAGCAAGGUCGUGCUUGCCGGUGAUCAUCUCCAGCUGCCGCCAACGAUCAAGACGCUGAACUCGAAGACCAAAAAGUCCAAGGCGGUGGAAACAGAGGGUAUCAUCAAGGGUAUGACUCUGGAGACUACUCUGUUCGAUCGGCUACUUGCUCUCCAUGGUCCCGCGAUCAAGAGGAUGCUCACGACGCAGUAUCGCAUGCACGAAAAAAUCAUGAGAUUUCCAUCGGAUGAAUUAUACGAGUCAAAGCUCAUUGCAGCUGAUGGGGUGAAAACCCGGAUUUUGAAGGAACUGCCUUACGAGGUAGCGGAGACUGAGGACACAACUAAGCCUUUGAUAUUCUACGACACUCAAGGCGGCGACUUCCCCGAGAAGAACGAAGAGGAGGAGGUCGAUAAGAAGGCCGGGAAGGGCAUGAUGGGCGACAGCAAGAGCAAUGAGAUGGAGGCAGCGCUGGUGAGGCAGCAUGUCCAGAGCUUGGUCGAUGCUGGUGUCGAGCCUGAAGAUAUCGCCGUCAUCACGCCCUAUAAUGCCCAGCUUGCACUAAUUAAGAGCUCGAUCAAGGAGGCUUUUCCAGGCAUUGAAUUGGGCAGUGUAGACGGAUUUCAGGGAAGGGAGAAGGAGGCCGUCAUCGUCAGCCUCGUCAGAAGCAAUUCAGACAAGGAGGUGGGAUUCCUAGGUGAGAAACGCAGACUGAACGUCGCUAUGACGAGGCCGAAGCGUUCACUCGUGGUGAUUGGCGAUUCCGAAACGCUACAGGGCAACAAAUUCCUCAAACGAUGGAUGGAGUUUCUCGAGGAACACUCAGAUCUCCGCUACCCCUCGGCCGCGGACCUCAAUACACAAUGA
This is a messenger RNA of Drepanopeziza brunnea f. sp. 'multigermtubi' MB_m1, 2073 nucleotides long. The record is from RefSeq and is a predicted model, not a curated record. NCBI's taxonomy places the organism in Eukaryota, Fungi, Ascomycota, Leotiomycetes, Helotiales, Drepanopezizaceae.